GCCGAGUGGACAGUGAGCCUGUGGCCAGCCUGAGCCUCCACCUUGGCAGUCGGCUGGUGGCCUCCAGUCAGCCCGGGGGUGCUCCUGCCGAGUCACACAUCCACGUGGUGGCCUCUCCCAAUGCCCUGAGGGUGAACAUGGAGGAGCUGAGGCCCAGCGACCAGGGAGAAUAUGUGUGCUCCGCCUCCAACAACCUAGGCUCUGCCUCUGCCUCCACCUACUUUGGGACCAGAGCCCUGCACCGUCUGCAGCUGUUCCAGCAGCUUCUUUGGGUCCUGGGUCUGCUGGCUGGCCUUCUCCUCCUGCUGUUGGGCUUGGGGGCCUGCCACACCUGGAGGAGGAGGCCUUUUCAUAAGCUGAUCACGGACAAGGGUUCAAUGGAGAUGGCUUCUCACAAAGAGACCACGCAGGAGGAAGAGGAGGACGAGAUGGUUGCCAGCAUCUGUGGUGACUCCAGCGCGGUGAACGGGAACAAGACAGCAUUGGGUCCACCCACCUCUGCGAAAACAUCUCUGUGACAUCUGACUUGCUUUGACCUGGCUUCAAGCCUCUUACUCCCAAGAAAAAUGAGGGUGAUCUCCAAUCUACCCAGGAUGGUGUAGACCCUGGGCAACUCUGAAGAGAACUGAGUCGAUCAUGUCCACGUCCUCUUUCCUCUGGGUGUCCUCUCUCCUCUCCAUUUCUUCUCCAGAGGAGACACCGCCCCCUCACAUCUUCCUCCCCAGAGCCCACCCUGGACUUUCUGGAUGGAUUAGAAUGGAAGUGGAGUGAUUGGUGUCCUCAUUGCUCGCCAAGGCACUCUGUAUUAGACAGAAUGGAAAUUGGCUGCUCUAACCGGAGACCAAAUGCAGUGACUUCGACAUGAUAGAAUUUUGUUUCUUUCCCAUACUUAGUCGGUUAUGGUGGUUAAAGGCGCUGAGACUCAGGAUGCUUCUGUCUUACUUGUUUUCAUCCAUAAAAUGUUGCCUUUGAUUAUGAAGUU
Tupaia belangeri chinensis (Chinese tree shrew) is the source of this 982-nucleotide messenger RNA. RefSeq names its product sialoadhesin-like. Gene Ontology annotation, molecular function: virion binding. Gene Ontology annotation, biological process: clathrin-dependent endocytosis of virus by host cell. Bases 138 to 518 code for a protein of 126 amino acids. Gene Ontology annotation, cellular component: early endosome; late endosome; plasma membrane. The transcript has 4 exons. The record is from RefSeq and is a predicted model, not a curated record. Lineage: Eukaryota; Metazoa; Chordata; Mammalia; Scandentia; Tupaiidae.